UUUGAGAGCCACUGCGUUCGGCGUGUAGGGGCGUCGUUGCUGCGUGCAAUGUGUAUCGUGUAGGCGUUGGCGAGGAGGAGACAAGUCGGGGAUGUGUCCGUAAAAAAACUUGCGGUUUCUGCGUACUCUGCCGCACGUGCACGCUCGAAAUCGUGUUCCGCGAACCAGGGAUAGCCGACGAAAUUUUAUUAUGAGCCCGUAUCGGCCGGGACUGUCGCGCGAACGGGCCUAACAAUUACGGUCAGGAAAAAAAAGUGCAGCCAGUGCUCCGUAUUCUUUCGUUUCUCACAAAGAGCCACGUAUCGCGCGUGUAUACCUCUGUUUCUUGUCUAUUGAAACGAAGAAAAACGAAUUCAAAAAGGAAAUCGUCGAUUCGACCGGAGGAGAACGAACGACCAAGUACAGAAACGACGCUCGUAUCAGGAUGCCAGGACGUCUUCGAAGGGCCAUUGAGACGACCAGUGUUACUCGCGCGAGUUAAUUUCAAUUCCAUCCGUGAGAGACGAGAUUCGUACAGUCUUGAACAACGUACGAAUUAUUAGCUGGAGAAAGAAACAGGGCGAGACGGAGGAGAGAAACCCGAGCGGAGAGCGUGUGUACAGGAGAUGUUUGAAAUCUCGAAAAGAGAUCCUGGUGCGGGAGGAUUCGACUAUCAGCGGCUACGAUCGAACGUAUUAUCGCACGCUGGAUUCUUCGGCGUGUGAGACGGCAAUCACCGGUCGUAAGGAUUUCUUCGUGUGAACGCGGCUGACUGUGUGCGUGUUUUUCCCGGCGAGGAAAUCUCGGCUCUGCGGCGGCGGCGGCAGCGACGGUGUCUGCUGGCAUGAGAUUUUAUUGUCGCUCAGUCGGCACGCUUUCGUGGAACUAUCAACGCCGAAUACACGCCACGCAAUUCGUACGAUUUUUUUAGCGUGGCAUUUUUCCUUGUCUCUCGAAGGAAAUUGACUAACUGGCGAGAAGAGAAUACGUUCCAAAAAAGAUUUUCCGAGUGGUAUUCGUAUUCUUCCGUUCGCGUUCGAUGCUCAACGAUAGUAUUAUUACACGAGUGACAGUACGAUUCGUACCGACGUAAGAGAAUCCCGAUUCGCGUGCGUGAACGGAUUGUGCAGCAGGAACGUGGUGUGGUAGACAAGGAGGGUGGAUGACGAAUUCGUGUAUUCGUCGCCGGUAUUAAGUCGUGCGUCAAAGCUUCUUGGAAUGUGACGGGUGACUCCCAGCGUGGGAAAUAUCGUAGAAAAGGGGACGUCACCGACUGCUGAGCGGCAAGAGACGAAAAAUCAGCUGCCUGGUGAAUCGUCGGAUCGAGCAGAGACAAGAGCACAGCAUAACGCGCACUGAGAUCACGCAGAGGUGACUAACAUGACUUAAUCAAGCCAACAGAGGUUAGUCAUUCUGAACACGCGUUCUCCAGGAGAAGGGCCCCGACAUGCCGCAAUACACCGGACAGAGUGAUGCAGAUUACCACGGAAGUAACGGCCAGGCGGACACCCAUUCGUUGCAUUCGUCCCAUUUGUCUGUCCAGGAGGAUCCAUUACUCAUCCGGAGCCAUAAGCAACAAACCACUCAACAAGUAACGAACGUGUCGAAGGUGGUCCGCGAGGUUUCCCACAUGGAGCCGGAUCCAGGGGCGGUGAGCUACAUGUCGGUGCCGUUGAUGUCUCAGGAUUACCAGCAUGCGGAUCCACGGUAUCCGACCGACUCCUAUAUUGUCGGUUUCGAGCAUUACGAGCCAUAUCUUGGCUAUCCGCCGCAGCCUGGUUACCCGGGUCCUCACGGUAUCUACAUGCCACGCUCGCAUUCUCCUCACAGUCCUCACAGUCCUUCGGAGCACAGUCGUGCAUCACCGCCGCAUGAAUACCUGCGCAAGGCGGCACCAUACGUGGAAGGCGGUUACAACGACAUCGAUCCAGGUCUGAAUCCCGCGUUGCAAGAUCAUUAUCGUAUCACUCCUAGUCCCGGAGGUCCUGGAGAUCAAUAUGAUCAAAUCAGCAACUCUUGGAAUAUGGAUGACUCUGGCGAACCCUCUCAGCAUCCUCAUGACGAGAACAAAGUGGCCUACGGUUACGUGUCUCCGUCCCCCUACGGACCCGUCGGAUACGGCCCUGUCGUCGGCGUGGGUCCAGUGCCAGUUCCUAGCGACAUACCCGCCUACGACGAGGGCCAUCCGGUUCCCUUGACCUCUGGAGUUCCACCAGGCAUGUUCGAGGACGAGGUACACCUUCAACGGUUACAGUCCCGGCAUCCAGUUGUACCCGGUAUGGCCAGCCCUCUGGACGACGAUCAAAAGUCUAUGAGAUGGAGGGAUCCAAAUCUAUCGGAGGUGAUAGGCUUCCUCAGCAAUCCGAACAAUAUAAUCAAGGCGAAUGCAGCGGCGUAUCUGCAGCAUCUCUGCUACAUGGACGAUCCUAACAAACAGAAGACGCGAAGUCUAGGUGGUAUACCGCCUUUGGUGCAACUGUUGGAUCACGAUAAUCCGGAUGUGUACAGGAACGCUUGUGGUGCGUUGAGGAAUCUGUCGUACGGAAGGCAGAACGACGAGAACAAGAGGGCCAUCAAGAACGCUGGCGGAGUGCCGGCAUUGAUCAAUCUUUUACGCAGGACGUCUGAUGCGGACGUGAAGGAGCUGGUCACUGGGGUGCUGUGGAACCUGUCCUCUUGCGAGGAUCUCAAGAAAUCCAUCAUCGACGACGGUGUAACGAUGGUGGUGAACAACAUAAUUAUACCGCACAGUGGCUGGGACCCGAGUUCUUCCAGCGGGGAGACCUGUUGGUCGACCGUGUUCAGAAACGCUUCCGGGGUAUUAAGGAACGUGUCCAGUGCCGGGGAGUACGCGAGGAAGAAGCUGCGCGAAUGCGAGGGUCUGGUCGACGCCUUGUUGUACGUGGUGCGAUCUGCUAUAGAGAAAUCAAACAUCGGCAACAAAAUUGUGGAGAAUUGCGUGUGCAUUCUACGAAACUUGAGCUACCGUUGCCAGGAAGUGGAGGAUCCGAAUUAUGACAAGCAUCCGAUUCAAUCGACGGUGCAGAACAGGGUAGCGGCACCGGCCAAAGGUGAGAACUUGGGCUGCUUUGGUGGUAGCAAAAAGAAAAAGGAUGGUCAGCCAGUUCAGAAGGAGACCACCGCGUCGAGAACCACCAGUCCCAGAACAGAACCUGUCAGAGGCAUGGAACUACUCUGGCAACCAGAAGUGGUCCAGUCCUAUCUGAAACUUCUGAACACUUGCUCGAACCCAGAGACCCUUGAGGCAGCCGCUGGAGCCCUUCAGAAUCUUGCUGCUUGUUACUGGCAGCCUAGCAUCGAGAUUCGUGCGGCUGUGCGCAAAGAAAAGGGACUUCCUAUCCUGGUAGAGCUGCUGCGAAUGGAGGUGGAUCGUGUGGUCUGCGCAGUGGUCACAGCGCUCAGAAAUCUCGCGAUAGAUCAACGCAACAAAGAGCUAAUAGGAAAGUACGCGAUGCGCGACCUGAUACAGAAGUUACCUUCAGGAAACAACCAGCACGACCAGGGUACUAGCGACGAUACCAUCGCCGCGGUCCUUGCCACUUUAAACGAAGUUAUCAAGAAGAACGCCGAGUUCUCGAGAUCCCUGUUGGACGCUGGUGGAGUGGAUAGAUUGAUGAACAUCACCAGGCAACGUCAGAAGUACACGCCUCGUGUUCUUAAAUUCGCAGGUCAAGUUUUGUUCACGAUGUGGCAGCAUCAAGAACUGAGGGACGUUUACAAAAAGCACGGAUGGAAGGAGCAAGAUUUCGUAACGAAAACGGUGGCAGCACGAAAUUCAGGGCCUAAUUCACCCAAUAACGCGAAUAGCACACUGAACCGACCUAUGGCGAGCCAAGGGAGCACCAGAUACGAGGAUCGAACGAUUCAAAGGGCGAACAUGAAUUCGAACAACGUUGGACGACCGACUAUCUAUCAGCCACAACCGAAACCCGGUGAGCCGCUCUACGCGCAAGUUAACUUGGAGAAGAAAAAGAAGCGGCAGUAUGAGCUGGGGGUGGGCCAGGGCCAGGGUCAGGGCCCGGUGGUUCCUGGAGUAGGAGUCGCGGCCGGUGCACCCACGGCUGGCCAGUGGGUGGCCGAUGGAGUGGUGGGUGUCCCGGAUGGUUCAGCUAGCACCGCGACGGUGAACGUGCCACCGAACUCGACGGCUGCCUCUGCCGGUGAUUCAUGGGUAUAACAGGGUGUACAGUGUCCAUUGGAAGCCCGGCAAGCUGGUGUCCUAACCUUGAGCCUAGAUUCGCGUUGCCAGCGACAAAUUGGGACUCUGAUCCGCGGGAACUCGGUGCCAGAAAACAUAGUUUCGCCGAGUUCAGCGUAGAAGACCGGAUAGGGCAUUCAGGAUGAAGAGGCGGUUAAUCCAUGGGUACAACAAGAUAUGGUGUCCCUUGAGUCUAGUCUCGUGUCGCCAACAGCACUUGGAUAUUUGCUGUCUGCAAGAUUGAGGUUCACGUUGAUGAUUCCUGAACGUAACAGGGUGGUCCAGCCGGAUGGUGUCUCCUGAGGUCUAGACUUACGGUAGACAUAGGAGGACUCGGUGUUCGAAAGGUGUUGAAUUUUCAAGAUAGAAGACUGGAUAGGGCAUUGGAUGUUGAAGAGAGGAAUGAUAGUGAUGAUCGAACAGAGGGAAACGGAAGACUGAGGACAAGAAGGGUAUAGAGGUGUAUAGAGCUGAGAGGACUUCCUUGAACUUGGAUCUAUCCGGAGAAAUCUAAAAGAAAAGCAUUGCACUCCGCACCCCACGUUUCUUUCGGUGUAAAGUAGGUGGAAAGCGACUUGUCCAACCACAUCCGCAGCAGUAGUCGCACUAAUGGCUCUAAACCUUCAUUGCACAAUUCUAAAUUAAUAUAUGUAUACAUACUAUAUAUAUAUGGAUACAUACAUAUAUGUAUGUAUGAUUUAAGGCGGCGCUAUCGAUGGCCGCAGAAGUACUACUAAGAAUAAGUAGACGGUAUUAUUAAUAAUAAUAUAAUUAUUGAUUAUACAGGGUGUCUCUGAUCUGGUGGAACAAUUAGAAAUCUAUAUGAAAGAGUAAGUAGAAAAUAUAGAGCGGUAUUUUUUCGUAUGAAGCUUCAUUACUGAAAAUUUCGAUAAAUUUUCAACUUUGAUUUAUUCAGAAACAAACCAUUCUACGAGAAAAUGUUAUUCUACAUUAUCGAUUUACUUUUUGACGUAAAAUCAUCCCCCUUUUGAUUAUGCCACCAGAUUGAAAGCAUCCCGUAGAAACACGGUGCUCGCAUCGUGGCUAUAAAUACAGGAAGGUAUAAGUGAAUGAAUAUAUAAAUAUAUUAUAGAGACACACAUUAUAUACACACGCGUACGCGUAUCGAUUACUACAUUAUUGUAUUAUGUAAACUUCUGAGGCUGUGGGUGUGGCAUAUUACGAGGAUGCCGAACAUUAGCGAGCUGCAAUUCGUUUCUUCCGGUUCUCAAAUCGUUUGACGAAUGAAAGAAAGACAGGAAAAGAGAGAGAGAAGGAAAAAGAAAGAGCGGUUGUAUGUGUUCACGCGUUUGUAUGUUUGAUUUUUGAAUGAUUUCUUUCGUCUGCUUGCCCGUGAAACUGUCCACUCACGAAAGAAGCACGUAUUGCGUCUAUAAGUCUCUGUUCUCUUGUUCUCGAGCGAAAGAAAAACGUAAAGAUUAACGAUAAAUGAUGAACAGAUGUAUAAUGGGAGGAUCACAUGGUGAUUACUCGCAAAUUAUUACGAUUCUUACGUAUUCUUCUUCGUAUAUUGUAGAGUGAUAUAUCGCGCGAGACCAAGUAAAACAAAAAAGAAAAUAUGUGAGAAGAAUGAAAGAGACAGAGAAUGUGAUGUUUCAAUGUUAUUAUCGAAUGUUUGACAGAGAUAUGACAUUAUUGAUAGCCGAUAUACAUAUUAUAUAUAUAUAGAUAUAUAUACAUAUAUAUUAUAUAUAUACAAAUAAAUAUAUCCUUGUUCUAUUUCUUAAAAUAAUAUUAUUACGACAGUUGAAUCGAGUGUGCAAGUGAUUUAGCCACGUGAAAGUAUAACAGCAACACGUUAUAGCGCGCGUAUCUUCUUUUCAUUCAUUGAAUGUUAUAUACGUACAUACGGUGUGUCUCAAAAGAUUCCUUGUAUUAAAACGAAUCAAAAAGUUCUUUACCGUUUUGCAAUAUACUGCUCCGUUCUCGAGAUAUACGCGAUUAAAGAAUCGAAUCUUCGACUUCCGGGUUCCUCAACGGCACCCCGGAAGUGCAAUCUUUAAUCGCGUGUAUCUCGAAAACGAGGCUGCAGAUCGAAAAACGGUAAAGAACUUAUCGGUUCAUUUUGACACGUAGAAUCUGUUUUCGUGUUGUUUCACUUUUUUUGAGGCAUCUUGUGUACAUCGGUCAAAAAUUUCAGGCUUAUCACAACUAUUAUAUUUGUCGGAUAAAUUGGGAUACCGAAUACUUCUAUUUAUGAAAAUUUCUUCAAACAUAAUUCUUAAAUGUUAAAAGAGAAUGGUUUAAAAUUUUUGACCGGUAGUGUAUAUAUCAACGUUCGGUGGUGUGCAUGUCAGGAUCAAGGUAAAAUGGAUCAAUCUCGUCGAUCGUCUCGUUCAACCGGUCCAAAUGUUCAUCAGAAGGAUAUCUCCUUCGAUUUCUCUCAUCUUCGUAGCUGUCCAGCCUAGUUUUGUACAUAUUCAUCUCUCCUCUCGAGGCGACACGAUUAGGUCGUCGUUCAUCGUCGAACGAGCGACGAGAUCGAUAUUAAACCGUCGUGAAAUAAUGAAUUUAUUGAAUGAAGAUGAUCGUAAGGAUCGUUGAUAUGCCACUCGAAACGUGUGUCGUCGUUACUCUGCCAUGUGUAUCAGUGCGAUCGUUUCUAUUGUAAGACGACGUAACGUUUGUUAUUGAUAUUGUAACAGUGUACGUAUGGGAUGAAACAGCAUAAACUUUCAAGCCGGUAUAAACUGAAUAGUUUUAAAUAGUACGUACUGUUGAAAUUUGCAAGUUUUUACGAAUUAGAAAUAAUGUUAUAACGAUGUUUCAAUCUUGUAUCGAAGACAUAUCUUCACGUUCGAAUUCAUACACCAGUGAUAUCGAUUUUUAUCCCAUGGUACUCUGAUUACAAUGUCGCGACGGAUUUCAGCGGGAAAGCAAGCAACGUAACCGAGUCUCUCCGCGAAUCGAGAGACAUCCUUCGAGCUUAUUGUUCGAGACUGUUACGCAGAAUCCUCUUUAGAGAGAACUUUGGACCAUUCCGCUCGAUGUGACACGCACGGCUCAGCGAGUUAAAUACACGCUCCUCUCGACUCGUGUUACGUAUCGAACAAUUAUCGAUGCGACAUUUUCUUCGCAUCAUUUCUAAAAUUUCGUAAUUGAGAUUCUCCUUGCGAUCGAAUUUACGAUAGCACGGUGAAAUAUUGAAGGAUUCAUUGAUUUUGGGAGCAAGGAUUCGAAAUAUCGAGACACGAGUCGAGAUUCUUAAUCGUGCAAAAAGAAAAAAAUAAUGAGUAUCCUCGUGUUCCUAGAUCGUUGUAGGAUCGACAGGAACGAAUCGACGUUUUGAUAUCCGCUUUAUAUCGUUUCCAUGUGACAACGUUUCUAAUUUUCUACGAGGAUUAAGGAGGACGAAAGAGAGGAAUCGGUGGAGGGAGACGCGACGAAGGAUUUUGUAGAAAGUAAUUAAUCCUGGAGGCUGACCAGCGACAAUGAAAUUUCUAUUUCGUACAGAUCGAAGGAGAAAACGUUCUGUCGCGCUGUGUCGAGGAAAUAUGAAUUUUAUCUUUGUUUCUUAAGAGAAAGGAAUACCUUAACAUCGACACAUUGACUCGAUUUUUAAUAUUCAUAAAUAUUAAUCUUUUAGAAGAGGUAUCUUCUGUUGGCUUUGUCGCAAAGAGGGAAAACGUUCCCUUAUUGUUCUUUGACGGUAUAUCAAACUCGAACAGCUAUGCAAAAAAGAACGACGAACAAUCGUCUCGAUGUUCCAACGUUCUCUCAAUCGUUAAUUAAUCGAGUCACGCUCUGAUCGAUUAAUCCUUCGGGUAAAUCUGAUUUCCUCGGCACAGUCGUGCAACGGCCUCGUUGUAUCCUGAAAAGUAUGCCUCGUGAACGAUUACAAAGGGUAACUUCAUCCCCCUUUUCGAUUCACCUGUUACUAUAUACAGGGUGUCUGUCUAUUAUACAUAUAGCGACAAGGUGUUGAUUCUAUAUUAAAAAUAUAUAAUGAAAUUUUUGUUA
Molecule: messenger RNA, 8179 nt
Organism: Osmia bicornis bicornis
Lineage: Eukaryota; Metazoa; Arthropoda; Insecta; Hymenoptera; Megachilidae
Gene: p120ctn
Product: catenin delta-2
Exons: 15
Coding region: 1427-4177 (916 amino acids)
Biological process (GO): cell-cell junction assembly; cell-cell adhesion
Cellular component (GO): plasma membrane; cytoplasm; adherens junction
Molecular function (GO): cadherin binding
Source: RefSeq, a predicted model, not a curated record